UUUAGUUUCAGAUUGUAAGGGAAAUCUUAGAAUUUGUUUGAAUGUAUUUUACAAGUUGGGAAGAAUUUAGUAAAGCUGUCGAUCGGUUGUAUGCCAGCAACCCAACACGAUGCAGAUUUGUAACCAAGUAUAACCAUAAAAAGGGCAAAAUGACACUCAAAAUGACGGAUGAUAUGGUUUGCUUGCAGUACGACACGGAUCAGAUACAAGAUGUAAAGCGAUUAGAAAAGCUUACAGCCACUUUAAUGAGGCAUAUUGUUUCCAAAUAGAUUCUUAUAGUUAUUCGGAAUUAAUGAAUUUUAUAGCACUAUUUUUGAUUCCAUCUGACCAAUUUACAUUUCCGAA
Molecule: messenger RNA, 345 nt
Organism: Loa loa (African eye worm)
Lineage: Eukaryota; Metazoa; Nematoda; Chromadorea; Rhabditida; Onchocercidae
Product: signal recognition particle protein
Exons: 2
Coding region: 42-269 (75 amino acids)
Biological process (GO): negative regulation of translational elongation; SRP-dependent cotranslational protein targeting to membrane
Cellular component (GO): signal recognition particle, endoplasmic reticulum targeting
Molecular function (GO): 7S RNA binding
Source: RefSeq, a predicted model, not a curated record